AUUGAACCGGAAUCACUUCUUAUAACUUUCCAUUUCCGCUAGAAAUCUUUAAAGAUUACCCAAGUUUACAAAAUUAAUCAUCCAAAAGUAAUCGUAAUUCCUCAAGGCUAUGAGCUAAACACGCGCUCAGGCGCUGUUCGGAGCCUUUUAUUGAAAAGUACAACUCUGCAGGCGUUUGUGAGGAUUACGUCGGCGUCCAAUGCAGCGCGCUGCAACGUCUGGAGGCAAUAGAGGGCCACUUGAUCAUGUGACCCUGAGGCCCGCCGCUCAGUGUUUACUGGAACACGGUCUGUGGAGUCAUGCCCCUUCAGAUGGUGACCUUGUUUUUGGUGGCCUGUGGAGUGUGGUGGAUGAACCCUGCAGCAUCCAAUAUGCUGCCAAGCUGUCACCUUACCCACCAAAACGUGAGCCUGGAGAAAGAAGGAUGUCUCUCGUGUCACCUCGUGGAGACGACCAUCUGUUCUGGAUACUGCGCCACUGAGUACCCGAUCUUCUAUGGCUUCCCCAGUGAAGAGCCUCAGGUGUGUAUGUAUGAGCGUGUGCGCCACCAACAGUUUGAGCUGUCUGACUGCCUGCCAGGCGUGGACCCUGUGGUCAAGUAUCCUGUGGCGCUGAGCUGCAGCUGUGCUGCCUGCUCCAUCCUCACGUCCAACUGUAACGAGGAGCCCAAGGAACCCACUGAACCAGACUUCUGUUCUCAGAUGUCUGCCUAG
This is a messenger RNA of Phycodurus eques (leafy seadragon), 713 nucleotides long. Its product is annotated as gonadotropin subunit beta-2-like. The transcript is spliced from 4 exons. Gene Ontology annotation, cellular component: extracellular region; cytoplasm. The record is from RefSeq and is a predicted model, not a curated record. NCBI's taxonomy places the organism in Eukaryota, Metazoa, Chordata, Actinopteri, Syngnathiformes, Syngnathidae. Bases 300 to 713 code for a protein of 137 amino acids. Gene Ontology annotation, biological process: ovulation; G protein-coupled receptor signaling pathway. Gene Ontology annotation, molecular function: hormone activity.